AUGAUUGCAACCAGCAGCGAGCUUUCCAUUAUGGUGAGGAGAUGUCUUCUCACAUGCAAACCGUUCAGGAUCUUUGUGGUGGGGAUCGGCUUCUUCAGCCUCUGCUUUCUAAUGACCUCUCUAGGGGGCCAGUUCUCGGCCAAGCGGCCCGGAGAUUCCCCCUUCACCAUACGAGCUGAAGUACUUGGUGGCCAAGAGUCUCGCGGGGUGCUGAGAAAAAUCAGUGACAUGCUGGAGGUGAUCAUGAAAAGGAUGGACGCUCUGUCUAAGCUGGGAAACACCAGCGAUGCCCACCGGCUGGAUGAGCUCAGCUCGGCCCUGGACAGGAUUCAGCCUGUGGGGCUGGUGGAGCGGAUCCAGGCCAUAGCCCAGAACAUGUCUGACAUGGCGGUGAGGGUGGAGCAGAUCCUACAGCGCAGCAUGGCCGGCAACAAAGUUCGGGACGGCGCCUUUGGACAGUGUGAGAUUCCCAAAGAUCCCCGCUAUCCGGACUGUCCCAGCAAGAUGGAUUGGAUGCGAGCUCGCUGGACAUCGGACCCUUGCUAUGCCUAUUACGGUGUCGAUGGGUCCGACUGCUCCUUCCUCAUCUACCUGAGCGAGGUGGAGUGGUUCUGCCCCCCGCUCCCCUGGAGGAACCAGACCGCAACACCCACCUUGAGACCUCCCCCCAAGAAACAGGCUGUCUUCCAGUCUGACAUCGGGACUCUGCUGGAACAAGUGGGCACCGGGAAAGAGUCUCUGAGCUUCAUGAAGAGACGCAUUCGCAGGCUGGCAGCGCAGUGGGCUUCUGCCGCCCGCCGCCUGGAUGACAAGCUCCGUAGCCACUGGAGAGAGCAAAAAAGGAUUCUUGUCCACGUAGGCUUUCUGACUGAGGAGUCUGGGGAUGUGUUCAGUCCUAAGGUGCUGAAGGGAGGCCCUCUGGGUGAGAUGGUGCAAUGGGCCGACAUCCUCACCGCCCUCCAUGUGCUCGGGCACAACCUCAAGAUCUCGGUUUCUCUCAAGGAGCUGCACGGGUUUCUGGGGGUCCCUCCAGGAAGGGGAAGCUGCCCUCUGACCGGCCCUCUGCCCUUUGACCUCAUCUACACAGACUACCACGGCCUGCAGCAGAUGAAGCAGCACAUGGGUCUUUCACUGAGGAAACACAAGUGCCACAUCCGAGUGAUUGACACCUUCGGCACUGAGCCUGCUUACAACCACGAGGAGUACGCGACCCUGCAUGGAUACAGGACAAACUGGGGCUACUGGAACCUUCAUGGGCAGCAGUACAUGACCAUGUUCCCCCACACUCCAGACAACUCUUUCAUGGGUUUUGUGGCGGAGGAGCUGAAUGAGACGGAGAGGCUGAGUAUUCAGAGAAACAAGGUUCAUAAUAUGGCUCUCGUGUACGGCAAGGAGGCCAGCAUGUGGAAGCUUCAAGGUAAAGAAAAGUUUCUGGCGAUUCUGCAUCGCUACAUGGAGAUCCACGGGACAGUGUACUACGAAACUCAGCGUCCUCCCGAGGUCCCCACCUUUGUGAAGAAUCAUGGCCUGCUGCCUCAGCAGGAGCUGCAGCAGCUGCUCAGAAAGGCCAAGCUGUUCAUUGGAUUUGGCUUCCCGUACGAAGGUCCUGCCCCUUUGGAGGCUAUAGCCAAUGGCUGCAUCUUUCUGCAACCCAAAUUUAAUCCCCCUCACAGCUCUCUGAACCAUGAAUUCUUCAGAGGGAAGCCCACCUCCAGGAAGGUGUCCUCUCAGCAUCCCUAUGCAGAGCAGUACAUUGGCAGGCCACAUGUCAUCACUAUCGACUUCAAUAACUCUGAAGAGUUUGAUGCAACCAUCCGUGAAAUCAUGAGGAUCAAUGUGAAGCCGUUCCUGCCCUACGAGUACACCUGUGAGGGAAUGCUGGAAAGAGUUCAUGCCUAUAUUCAGAACCAGGAUUUUUGCUCUCCCGAGGCUCCGUUUCCUCCAGUGAACUCGUCUCGGACUUGGCCGGGCAGCCCUCCCAGUCCUUUCAUGCUCCUGCCUAAUUCCAGAAUCCUGACCUGGGCCUCCAACGCCAGCUCCUUUUCAUUCUGGCCUCCGCUCAGUGCGCUGCGGCUUCUGGCUUCGCUGGAGGGUCAGUCGUGUGUAAAGGCCUGCCAGAGCGCGGGACUAAUCUGCGAACCAGCCUUGUACCGUUUCAUCAACAUUAAGGAGGCCUUCAGCGCACUGGAUUUCCAGUGUGAAGGAGUGGAGUCAGAGAUGAACCACCUCUUCCCCGCCUUCUCAGCAGAACACGCUGAAUGUGGCCUGCAGCAGGACCCGCUGCUGUACAGCUGCGCUGGCUCCAGUCCCCGAUACCAGCGCCUUUGCCCCUGCAGGGACUAUCGCAAAGGCCAGGUGGCACUGUGCAGGGACUGCCUAUGA
Molecule: messenger RNA, 2382 nt
Organism: Stegastes partitus (bicolor damselfish)
Lineage: Eukaryota; Metazoa; Chordata; Actinopteri; Pomacentridae
Gene: mgat5b
Product: alpha-1,6-mannosylglycoprotein 6-beta-N-acetylglucosaminyltransferase B
Exons: 18
Coding region: 1-2382 (793 amino acids)
Biological process (GO): protein N-linked glycosylation
Cellular component (GO): Golgi apparatus
Molecular function (GO): alpha-1,6-mannosylglycoprotein 6-beta-N-acetylglucosaminyltransferase activity
Source: RefSeq, a predicted model, not a curated record